Messenger RNA from Phytophthora sojae, 288 nucleotides. RefSeq lists its product as hypothetical. The transcript has a single exon. The record is from RefSeq and is a predicted model, not a curated record. The annotation marks the transcript as partial. Gene Ontology annotation, cellular component: BAT3 complex. NCBI's taxonomy places the organism in Eukaryota, Oomycota, Peronosporomycetes, Peronosporales, Peronosporaceae. Gene Ontology annotation, molecular function: misfolded protein binding; polyubiquitin modification-dependent protein binding.
AUGUCAAGCAGCGCGCCUCCUCCCGCCUCCGCGCCGGAGCCCGCGGCCGAGCCGCCGGUGGCCGCUGAGGGCGCGCAACUGUAUCUGAAGGUGCGAACACUAGACCAGAAGACGUACCCGAUCACCAUCCGUGCUGCCGCGUCGGUGCCGCAGCUCAAGGAGCUUGUAGCCGUCGAAACGGGCGUCACGCUGGCCCGCCAGCGCCUCAUCUACCGCGGCCGAGUGCUAAAGAACGACCAGAUGCUUGCCGCCUACUCGCUGGAGGACGGCCACGUGCUGCACUUGGUC